Molecule: messenger RNA, 3684 nt
Organism: Caenorhabditis briggsae
Lineage: Eukaryota; Metazoa; Nematoda; Chromadorea; Rhabditida; Rhabditidae
Exons: 15
Coding region: 1-3684 (1227 amino acids)
Biological process (GO): polyamine transmembrane transport; intracellular calcium ion homeostasis
Cellular component (GO): membrane
Molecular function (GO): ATP hydrolysis activity; ATPase-coupled monoatomic cation transmembrane transporter activity; ATP binding
Source: RefSeq, a predicted model, not a curated record
AUGGAACGGACUGCUCUUCUUGACACGAGCACUCGAAAAGGGUAUAACUCGAUCGAAAUGAAAAAAGAAGAGCCGAAAGCAAAGGCUGCUUUCAAUCAAUCGAAACUGAAUGUCGGCGACGAUAAAUGCGAUGUGUUCGCUUACAAGGAGACUCUGGGAAGAAAGGUGUGUUUUUUGAAAGUUUUUUUUCUAAUUUUUUCACUUUCUUCUCUUUUUUUGCAGAUCCUCUUCUGGAUCCUAACAAUCGUCACUCUUGGAUUCUAUAGACUGUUCGCAUACUGGUCUAAAAACCUAUACGUCAAAGUCAGAUUCAUGGAAAGUAGCAAUGAUGAAGCUGAAUAUCUGGUCAUUGAAGAUCCCCAUGGUAUUCAAGUCAUCAAAAAAAUUUGUUUCACCACAAGUGUAAUGGAGCACGGUCCUCUCAGACGCCCAACGAAAAAAGGAGUAAUGGAAGAAGUUCCCGAUAUCAGAUUCUUCACAUAUAGAAAGAUCAAGUACAUUUGGUACGGUUCCGAAGGUGAAUGGUUGAACCCUGCCGAACUUGAUAGCAAUGUGAGUUUAUUUGAUUUUAUUUUGAAAAUACAAUUUCUUUUCCAGGCUCCUUUCUUUCUCUUCAAAGCUCUCGCUGCGGAUCUCCGAGGACUGUCAAGUCAAGAAAUAAUUAGCAGAAGGCAAAUCUAUAACAGUAAUGCCCUCCAACUUCAACUUACCCCUCUCGGUGUCAUUUUGUUCAAGGAAGUGCUGGGACCAUUUUACCUCUUCCAAGUUUUCUCAGUCACCUUGUGGUAUUCUGACAACUAUGCCUACUACGCAUCGGUUAUUGUGGUCAUUACUGUCAUCAGUGCUGGAAUAUCAGUUUGGUCCACUAGACAGCAGGAAAAAAGAAUAAGAGAAAUGAUUGGAGGCUCAGUCAUGGUGACGCUCCGAAGAGACGGACGUGACGUCCAAGUUGACGCUUCUGAGAUUGUCCCCAACGACAUCAUCAUUCUCCCAUCCACCACUUUCAUUCUCCCCUGUGACUGUCUCUUGAUGAAUGGAACCGUCAUUGUCAACGAGGCCAUGCUCACCGGAGAGUCUGUGCCAGUCACCAAGGUCUCUUUGAACGAAGCUGAUGAGUGUGGUCCAGAAAUUCGUCUAUCUUCCGAGCACAAUCGUCAUACUCUUUUCUCUGGUACCACCAUCCUUCAAACCAGAAAUUAUAAAGGACAACCAGUGAUGGCCAGAGUUCUUCGUACUGGAUUCUCAACGCUCAAAGGACAACUCGUCAGAUCUAUCAUGUAUCCAAAGCCAGUUGACAAGAAUACUCUGAGAGACACCUUCAUCUUCAUUUCGGUACUUGGAACUAUUGCUGGAGCUGGAUUCAUCUACACCAUCAUUCAAAUGAUUAUUCGUGAAGAGACACUAGCUCACAUUAUCAUUCGGUCGUUGGAUAUCAUCACGAUCGUAGUGCCUCCUGCUCUUCCAGCAGCAAUGUCUGUGGGUGUCAUCAAUGCGAAUCAAAGACUGCGGGAAAAAAAGAUUUUCUGUACUUCUCCAUCGAUUAUCAACAUCUGUGGUCAGAUCAACGUGUGCUGCUUUGAUAAAACAGGAACACUCACGGAAGACGGACUGGAUUUCAACUGCUUGAAAGCAGUUCGUAAAAACAGAGAAGGCAAACCAGAAUUUACCAUGGAGUUCCACGAUCUGGACCCAGCCAAGCUCAACGAACAAAAUGCCAAUUUGGAUAUCGUGACCGCCGCUGCAAGUUGCCACUCCCUGACCAGAAUCGACGGACAGCUUCAUGGAGAUCCUCUAGAGCUCAUUUUGGUCGAGAAGAGUGGAUGGAGCAUUGAAGAAGGAGUCAACUCAGAUGAAGAAGGAAUCGACUUUGACAAUGUACAGCCUACGAUCAUCCGCCCACCAGCAGAGCAAUCCCAGUUCCACCCGGAAAACAACGAGUACUCUGUCAUCAAACAGCAUCCAUUCAACUCUGCCCUCCAAAGAAUGUCGGUCAUUGUCUCAAUGCCAUCAGAGCACAGCGCACAUGAGAUGAUUGUUUUCACCAAAGGAUCACCCGAAAUGGUUGCGUCGCUUUGUAUUCCAGAAACUUUGCCAGACGAUUAUAUGGAUAUUGUGGACGAAUACGCGCAGAGAGGAUUCCGCUUGAUUGCUGUAGCUUCAAGAGCUGUCAAGAUGAAUUUUGCCAAGGCUCUCAAGACGCCAAGAGUUCAGAUGGAAGCUGAACUGGAGUUUCUCGGACUCAUUGUUAUGGAGAACAGGCUGAAAGAUGUGACUCUUGGAGUCAUCAACGAGCUCUCCGUGGCUAAUCUUCGAUGCGUUAUGGUCACCGGAGACAACUUGCUGACCGCUAUGAGUGUCGCCCGAGAAUGUGGAAUCAUCAGACCAACCAAAAAGGCUUUCUUGAUAACUCACUCAAAGACUGAGAAAGAUGCUCUUGGAAGACCGAAGUUGUUCUUGAACGAGAGUGUGUCCAGCUCUGCCAGUGAUAUUGAAACGGACUCAGAAGUCAGAGCGUUCGAUAAGAAGGUGCUCGGACAAGCUAUGUAUCAAAUGGCCAUCGCCGGACCAACUUACGCCAUCAUCCACCACGAUUAUCCAGAAUUGUUGGAUCAGGUUACCGCCAUUUGUGACGUUUAUGCACGAAUGGCUCCUGAUCAGAAAGCUCAGCUCAUUGGUGCUCUUCAAUCGAUCAACAUGAAGGUCAUGAUGUGCGGAGACGGAGCCAAUGACUGCGCUGCUUUGAAAGCUGCGGAUGCCGGAAUCUCGCUCUCUCAAGCCGAAGCAUCGAUCGCUGCUCCAUUCACCUCUAACGUCGCCGAUAUUCGUUGUGUGCCCACGGUCAUCAAGGAGGGGCGUGGAGCUCUGGUAACGGCUUAUGCAACAAUCAAAUAUAUGGCUGCUUAUUCGUUGAACGAGUUUUUGACCGUCAUGUUUUUGUACAACGAUGGAACAAACAUUUCCGAUGGACAGUUCCUCUGGAUUGAUUUUGUGCUGAUCACUCUCGUUGCUUUAUUCCUUGGAAACACUCGAGCCGCAACAAAAUUGAGUCCAACAGCUCCACCAAACAGAUUAGCCACCUCGUCAUUCUACUUCAGUGUUUUCGGACAGCUCGUUAUCAAUAUCCUCUCUCAAGCUCUUCCCUAUCUCCUCGUUCGAUCUCGAUCCUGGUAUAUUCCAAAUCCAGAAGCCUUAGACAACACAACCACGAUGAUUGGCACGGCAAUGUUCUACACUACAUGUAUGACUUAUUUAGGCUUUGCUUUUGUAUACUCCAAAGGAUUCCCAUACCGUCGUGCAGUCUUCACAAAUUUGCCUCUCUGUCUGAUCAUCUUCGUAAUAUCCGCGCUCAACUGUGUUAUGAUCUUCACUAACAUCAAGUUCAUUAACGACAUGAUGGGGUUCGUUCCCAUCCCAAGUUAUGGAAUGAGAGUAGUUCUACUGGUCUUCGCGCUAGUGGCAUUCUUCAUGUCAGUAUUAUAUGAACACAUUUUUGUUGAUCGGUUCAUCGCAGUCCAUUUCGAAAACUGGCUCCGUCAAAGACGUCUUCGCAGAGGCGACUCCUCCAUUCCCGCAUAUGAAAGGAUCGUGGCCAAGAUUGGAGGUGGUCCCUCUUGGUUCGAAAAAGAAAUCAAUAUUUCAAAAAACAUGAACGUCCGAAAGGAGACUGUUGAAAGUCAACUCUAA